CCUUCGCGGGCGGACGUCGACAAGCCUUCGAGCGUAGUCGCUGCCUACGCCGUAGGCGCGCUGAGAGACGUAAUAAUGCACUAGACAAUUGAAUUUAAAAACCGCGACGGCAGCCUGCCUGAUUGAGCCCAGUGGACUAGAUUUUUUUCUCUUAGUCGGCACGUGAACUACGCUGACUUUUUGUGAAUGCUUAUAAGUGUAGGACUUUUAAUGGCAAUGCAACAAACAAAUGGGUUUUUGAAAUUAUACGAGAUUCCGGAAAUUAAUUUUAACAAAAAUAUGAAGACAUCAACUGCGCUCAUUCUGCUCAUCCACUUAUCUCUGCACACGGUGGAUGAAGGACUCGCUAUAAAUCCGGGCUGUACUUGCGUCCGCUUCACGUCGACGCUCGGCAAGGAGCGCGGCACGUUCAGCAGCCCGGACUACCCGCGCGCCUACCCGCCGCACCUCGACUGCGUGCUCUACACCUUCCUAGCCGCGCCGCACGAGAUCGUCGAACUCGUCUUUACAGACUUCGACGUCUACAAGGAACAUCUCGA
This is a messenger RNA of Cydia fagiglandana, 539 nucleotides long. RefSeq lists its product as uncharacterized. The annotation marks the transcript as partial. The record is from RefSeq and is a predicted model, not a curated record. The transcript is spliced from 4 exons. Lineage: Eukaryota; Metazoa; Arthropoda; Insecta; Lepidoptera; Tortricidae.